GGAUCAACAGCAGCCUGUUCAGUGAGUGUUAAUCCCGCGAAAGGGAUCGAACGAAUCGUCAAUAUUGUGUAGUUUAGCAAACAUAGUGUGAGCAAAAUGGUGAGCCGUGGAUUACUGAUCACCACGGUGUGUUUACUGCUGGUUACUUCCACACUCGGAGGUCGUCCUGCCUGGAAAUGGCUGGUGGAACCUUCCGACAUUACGCUUAUGUUCGAGUCGGAACGUCAGGAAUUCGACAAUGUUGUCGGUCCAAACCGUCGACAGCCCGUUGACGAAUCGUACCGGCUACCGAACAAUACCUCUCCCGUACAUUACCAUCUGGCACUCCGGACGGCAAUUCACGAAAACAAUCGUCAAUUCAGCGGUACGGUCAUGGUGCUGUUUGAAGUGCUCGAAUCCACCACAACCGUUACGUUACACAACCGCCAGCUUACGGUGCAGCGAGCAUUUUUGCACGAAGUGGCUACCGACGGUAGUGCGGGACCACAGAUCGAACAAGCAUCGCACGUUACCGACCCCACCACGGAACAUCUAACCCUGACGAUGUCCCAAAUGCUUCCCGUCGGUUCACGAUACUUCCUGCGCAUCGAAUUUCAAGGAACGCUACAGAACAACAACAAUAUGGGUUUCUUCGCCUCGUCCUAUUUGGACAAUACCGGAACCCGCCGGUAUUUGGCAUCGAGUAAGUUCGAACCAACGCAUGCCCGUUCCGCGUUUCCGUGCUAUGAUGAGCCACUGCUGAAGGCAACCUUCGAGCUGGAACUGACACACUUCAAGGAUUAUAAUGCUGUGGCAAACAUGCCGUCAUCCGGCACACCGGUACCCGAUCCGGACAAUGCCGAUUACGUGACGAGUAAGUUUGUAAUCUCGCCGAAAAUGUCCACCUAUCUGCUGGCGUUUGCCGUGAGCGACUUUUCUAUUCGCACGGCCGACAAGCAAACGGUUUACGCACGCUCCAACGUGUACGAGGAAACGGCUUAUCCACUCGAGGCGGGUAAUAAAAUCUUGGAUGCACUCAGCGAAUAUAUGGAUAUUCAGUACUACGAUUAUAUGCCAAAGAUGACCCAAAUUGCGAUCCCCGAUCGUGGUACGGGAGCGAUGGAAAAUUGGGGCCUAGUAGCGUACGGCGAGCCUGUCCUCCUGUUCAAUCCGGCCAUAAACUCCUAUCGCAACAAGAAGAGCGUUACGACGAUCAUCGCACACGAGUACGCUCACCAGUGGUUCGGCAACUUGGUCAGCCCGCACUGGUGGGAGUACAUCUGGCUGAACGAAGGUUUCGCUACCCUGUACGAGUACUAUGCCGCUCAGCUCGCCUACCCAGAGGGUAACUACUGGGAACUGUUUACGGUGGAGGUGAUCCAGAAUGCGUUCAGCGCCGAUGCAAGUGCAACGGUUCGUCCGAUGAACUGGAAUGCGGCAACACCGAAUGAAAUUGCCGGACUGUUCGAUACGGUUGCGUACGAUAAGUCGGGCAGCGUACUUAACAUGUUCCGUACCGCACUUGGGGACAACAUUUGGCGCUCCGGGCUGAAGACUUACAUGUCCGCUCGGCAGCUGGACGGUGCUACUGCGGAGCAUCUUUAUUCCGGCUUGCAGGAAGCUCUCGUGGCGAAUGCUCCCACUUUAUUACCGGCAGGCGUUACCGUACAGCAGCUUAUGAACUCCUGGACCUCGGAGGCUGGUUUUCCGGUUUUGAAUGUUUACCGCACGUACGGGGAUGAUAAGCAGGAAGCAAUUAUCUCGCAGGAACGAUUCCUCUCCAACCAACAGGUACCGAACACGCACGUGUUUCUAAUUCCGUACGAUUUUACCGGUGGCAAUGCACCGAACUUCGUACCAACGCCCGAAGGAUAUGCUUGGCUUUCGUCGAAGGCUGAAAAAAUCUCCAUCACCGUACCGGAUGACCAAUGGAUCAUCUUCAACCGACAGCAAAACGGUUACUACCGGGUGAACUACGAUGCGCACAACUGGGAUCUGCUCAUUGAAGCGCUACAUACCAAUCCGGACCAGAUCCACCACAGCAACCGUGCCCAGCUGAUAAAUGAUGCCUACAAUCUGGCUCGAGCUGAUCGUAUCGAUUUUACCGUACCGCUGCGUCUGAUGGGUUACUUGCGUAAGGAAACACAAUACGCACCGUGGACGGCGGCAGGCAGCGCUCUUACCUACCUCAACAACAAACUGCGUGGUACGGAACACUACGACCAUUUCUUAGUGUACGUCAAUCGGAUCUUAAUGGAUAUCUAUCCUACCCAGACGAUUGAUAGUGUCGCUCCUACCGAGACCCUACUGCAGCUCUAUCUCAAACAAUUCAUCACUACAUGGGCCUGCCGGAUUGGGCACGGUGAUUGUCUCCCAAAAAUGAAGCAAGCACUUACCGCCGCUGUUCAGGCUAACACCGCCGUGCAUCCGGACAUUGCAACCGCGGUGUACUGCAACGGGUUGGUUGAUGCUACCGAUGAAGUCUUUGUUUGGGUUUGGGAGGAAUUUAAAAAAUCCCGCAACCAAGCACAACGCACGGUACUGAUCGAUGCUUUGGCAUGUUCGCGAAACCCAGCCCAGCUAGCUUCCUUCCUCACGACGGCACUCGGCAGUGGAAGUGAAUUUGACGCAAUGCUAUCAUCCGAACGGACGCGUAUCGUUUCCGCCGUAUAUGGCGCAAGUCGGGAAGGUGUUGAUGCGGUGAUUGAUUUCCUGAUGGUAUCAACGGCACAGGUGACCGAAUUCGUACAACGAUUGGGACAGUCGGCGCUCAACAGUGCCGUAUCGAAUAUCGCUUCCCGUACGAACAAUCAGCAGGAGCUGGACCGUUUGAAUCAGCUACUCAACAGCCUAGGAACGAUGAUUACCGAGUCAGUGGCCACCAGUGCCCGCGCUACGGUACAAAAUAACUUCAAUUGGUUCAACAGUCUUGAGGGACUGGUGGCGGUUGAGUACUUUGAAAAGGCGGCCACCACACCCCAGGAGUUGUGAAACCGUAUCCGCAAGUUUUCAUUGUAAAUGAUUGCAUCCACUAUUCUAUAAAAUAUAAUUGCUUUGCAAAUAA
Anopheles funestus (African malaria mosquito) is the source of this 3043-nucleotide messenger RNA. Its product is annotated as aminopeptidase N-like. Bases 97 to 2970 code for a protein of 957 amino acids. Lineage: Eukaryota; Metazoa; Arthropoda; Insecta; Diptera; Culicidae. The record is from RefSeq and is a predicted model, not a curated record. Gene Ontology annotation, molecular function: peptide binding; metalloaminopeptidase activity; zinc ion binding. Gene Ontology annotation, cellular component: cytoplasm. The transcript is spliced from 2 exons. Gene Ontology annotation, biological process: proteolysis; peptide catabolic process.